AUGGCAGCACUGGCGAGGAGGGCGGGAGGAUCCCCUGCGGCGGCGCUGUGGGCCGCGGCCAGGGGAUUCGCGUCGGUCGGCUCCGACAUCGUCUCCGCGGCGCCCGGCGUGUCGCUGCAGAAGGCGCGGUCCUGGGACGAGGGGGUCGCCACCAAGUUCUCCACCACCCCUCUCAAGGACAUCUUCCAUGGGAAGAAAGUCGUCAUCUUCGGGUUGCCGGGUGCAUACACAGGAGUAUGUUCGCAGUCCCACGUUCCUAGUUACAAGAACAACAUUGAUAAGUUGAAAGCAAAAGGGAUCGACUCUGUUAUCUGUGUAGCUGUAAAUGAUCCCUAUGUGCUGAAUGGAUGGGCAGAAAAAUUACAGGCAAAAGAUGCAAUUGAGUUUUAUGGUGACCUUGACGGGAGCUUCCACAAAAGCUUGGAUUUGGAAAUAGAUCUCUCUGCUGCUUUGCUUGGUCGACGCUCCCACAGGUGGUCGGCCUUUGUCGAUGAUGGGAAGAUCAAGGCAUUCAACGUUGAGAAAGCCCCUUCUGACUUCAAGGUUUCUGGUGCUGAGAACAGUCAUCGAAUUAGUCACCGGUUCGUGUAUGCGACAGUUUCUGUUAUUUGGCGUUUGAUGAAGAGCUGUGCUCGCGUGCAGGCAGCUUCCAUGAGCCUUCCAUGUGAAGGCAAGAUAUUUUCUGGGUUGUUCGGUGCUGGGAGGCUCAGCUAA
Triticum turgidum subsp. durum (durum wheat) is the source of this 714-nucleotide messenger RNA. NCBI's taxonomy places the organism in Eukaryota, Viridiplantae, Streptophyta, Magnoliopsida, Poales, Poaceae. The record is from the annotation of a GenBank genome assembly.